CUUGUGAUCCACCCACCUCAGCCUCCCAAAGUGCUGGGAUUACAGGCGCGAGCCACCGCGCCUGGCCUAUUACUCAUUUUCAGUGUCAAACUUUCCUCACAUUAUUUUAAAUACCACUUUUAUUCAAAAUUUCCAAGCUUACAAUUAUACAAAGUUCUCUUGCCAUUUUACUAUUUGAAUAUUCCAAAAGAUAAGCUAUUGUUUAAAAGGAAGUAGAAAGGCAAUACAGAUUUCAGAUGAAGCCCUGAAAGUAAUUGGAACAGCCGUAAAGAGUUUUCAUGGUGCAGUCAUAUUUCAGGUUAGUGUUAAACAUGUUCUAGCACUUCAGAUCCAGCAUUUCACAGGUAUUGUCUAUGGCUAAGUUUACAAAGUGAGAGGGGGUAGCAAAAAUUAGUAAAUAACAUUGGUAUGUGGAAGGAACAAGAAUGGAAGUACUUUGUGAAUGACAGGUUUUCAAACAUUUUUAUCUAGAUGGUGGUGACUCUGAAAUUUACCUCUUAAACUUCUCUCCUGAACUCCAUUUUUUCUCUCCAACUCUUCCCUGGAUAGUUCUGCUGGAACUUCAACACUCCAAACUGAAUUCAUCACCUGUACCCCAUCCUACUGCAAACUGAUGUUCUUUCCUUUAUCCAUUAAGCUAGUUGGACAUCCCUAUAAAGUGUAUGUUCUGUCUUUUCCUCUCCACCGCUGCCCCCCCUAAAACCCCCACCCCCAAUAAUAGAUGCUCAUCACUAUCCCCAACUGCUGCAUUGGUCUCCUAGUUUGGACCCUACCCAUAAAUUUAAUCUUUAUAUUGCCAUCUCUGGGAUGUUUUUCAAGUGCAAAAUUACAAUCAUUUUAAAACCAGAAUUUAGUCAUUGAUGUCUCCUGUUGUCUGAACCUUAGCCAUGAUGAACUAUAGGAACUCCCUAUGAACUGUUUUUGCCCGCUUUGCCUUAUGCUACUCCUUGUUCACUUAUCUUAAAGUCUUACACCCUAGCAAAAAAUUCCCAAUUCCUGUUUUUGUUCUGAGGCCACUGAAUGCAGCACAUAUUAAACUAGUAAUUCAUUCCACUUAUGUGUCUCCACCAGAAUAAAAUAUUAGCAUUUAGUAUUGUGCUUGGCACACAUACUGUAGUUAUGUAAUAAAUAGUCCUUGAGUGUAUAAAUGAAAGAAUGGUAAUUCCAUAUUUAUAAAGGCUUGAUUUAAUUUUAUGGCUGCUGCUGCUUGAAACAUGUACAGUCUGAGUUGUGUUAAAAAUGUGCUGGGAUUACAGGCGUGAGCCACCGCUCCUGGCCGAGAUAGGUUCUUGAUUGCUGUGUUGAAAUCCUUAAAGGGCAUUCCCAGAUAAGAGACACUUUCAAAUCACAUAGGAUCAGGAGACUGGUAUUUGAUACUUCCUUGUCCGAUUUCCUCAUUUUAACAUGUUACAUGUUUAAAGGACAAAUCAGUCAGUAGGUAAAAAAUCUUAGGGACAUAGGCUUACCAGCUCAAUAUAAUGAGCUAAUUCAAUAUAAUGAGCAAUUGACAACUAGAUACUUUUACAUGCAGCUUGUGAAUAGCAAGUUUUCUGCCUGGAUCAAACUGGGGGAGGGGAACACAGGAAAAACCUCAGAAAGCAAGCCACCAUAUUUUUUAACACUACUCAGAGACAACAGAAAAGCUAGCUUUGUGGUGUCAGAAAAGCUUUCUUGGACCUUAUCAUUCUAAGAGUUCAGGAAAAUCUAAUUUCAUGUAAAAAUGAGCAACGGAAAAAAUGUCCAAUCACAUAAAAGGAUUUUGUCAAAAUGGAAUUAUGAAUGCUUUAGUAAACCGUGGAGGAAAUACCUCUGAAGAAUUUAGAAGAAAGUUGUCAGCAAAGCAUUCAUGGAUGUAGUAUUUGACCUGGGUCCUCCUUGCUAUCUAAAUCAGUUGGAAUAUUAAGCUAUGCUAAUAGUGCAGCUGGAACAGUAGUGGUUCCCUUCUUAUUCUUCAGGAAUGUUUUCAUUCUGACUCUGCUGUUUGAUAAGAGAGUGGGAAAGGGAGGGGGUUAUAAAGCCAUGAUUUAUUCACAAGGGCAUAGGGAAGGACAAGGAACUUGAGAAAAUUGUGACUUACUCCAUGUGGGGUUUCUGAUCCAUCAUCAUCCUUGUUCUGCACUUUCAACCAUAUCCAGCUCAGACUACUGGGCAUAUCACUGUAAUUGCUAUCAAUUGUUUUGCUAGUUGCUUAGUCCCAAAUCAUUCUUUAUCAUCUUUUCUGUCAUACCACAUUUAGGUAUUUUAUUCAACAAACGAACUGAAUGCCUAUUAUAUACCAGACACUCUUCUAAAGCACUGGGGAAAGAUACAGCAUGGAUCAAAACAAAUUCCUGUUCUCCUGGAGUGUACAAUUUUGUUUGGUGGUAGGGGAAGCAUAUCUGAAUAUGACGGUAAGUGCUAUAGAGAAAAGCAAAUGAGGGUUAGAAUGGAAAGAGAUGCCCCACUGGCAUGUAAGCUCCAGGAGACAAGGACCUGCCCUGCUGAUUAAGGCAUUUUUCGUGCUUAGAAUGGUGUCUGCUACGUAGUAGAUAUCCAUUAUUGGUUGAAUGAGUAAAUGAUGUAAAUUAAAAACUUAUAUUUUCAAAUUAUGUCAGUAGCAGACACACAUCUUAAAUUGUUAUAUUACUCCAGUGCACGUCUUGCUGAAGUUCAGAAGAGGAAGCUAUUUCGUAUGAAGCCAAUAAUCUCAAAUCAGAAAUGAAAACAGAUACCACCUGUCAUCACUUGCCGUCCUCGGCUAAGCCAGGAGUGUCCGACCCAUAUUCGGUAGCCUGGAUACUUAGGUGUAUUUAGUGAACUAACAAAUGCAUCCUAGCCACUGCAAAGCUUCAGAACCCUAGGGGGUAGUGCUUGGCUUCUGCUAGUCCCACAGGUAUUUUAAUAUUAGCUGAACAAAUGAAAUAACCAAAAAAUAAAUCGCGACUGUGUCAGGUGAACUUGGGAAGGCGGAUGCGCUUAGGGUCCGGCUGUAGUGAGUAACGCACUCCCUGCGAAGAGUUAUAUGGAGUACGAACUCUGGCCUGCGAGUCCAGCUCACGGCUUUGUACCUAAAACCUUGCCUUGCGCGAGCGCCGCCGUCCUAACGCGACCUGCCCUGCCCGUCAUCUCCUAUUGGCUGCCUCUCGGAAGACCCGCCUCUUGAGAAGGAAAAGCCGUCGCUUGCCGAAUUGCCUGACGUCAUGCAAUGACCAAUCAGAAGCAGCGAUCUUCAGUUUUGCCCAGUGAGACUGGGUACGGGUCCUGGCCCGCGGAGUUUGAUUUCGUCCUGGGAUGCGGAAGUAGCUGUCCCGUCAUGCGGAAGUAGCAGUCCAGUCCUAGGGACUAGAAGGUGGGUUGGUUGGGUGCGGGAGGAGGUGGGCGAGCUUCCCGUAACGUUACCCUGGCUGAACGUGAGGCUCCAGGGCUGGGCACUGGGUCGACCUCUUGUUCCUCGCUGAGGUCAUCGUUACCGCCUGUGGCUGCAAGCCGAGGCGCGCGGGUGGAAACUGGGUCGAGGUCUGGGUAGACGUCUGAGCGAUGUGGACAAGGAGUGGCGCAGUCUGGAAUUCGAUUGAGAAUUCCUAACCCCUCCGCUUGAUGUUCUGGUGAUUCCCGGGGUCUCGGCUUCGGAGGAAGGUGAGCAAGGCUACCACGCUGUGUUUGGAGUGCACCGGGAAGCUUGUGGCCAAAGCGAGGGACGCGAUCCGGCUCUGGUCACGGCCUGUUACUAGAUGGGUGACCAAGUCACGUCACCUAUCUGGAAUUCAUGCUUGUUAUUUUAAAAGAGCGAGGAGGGAUGGGCAGUACUUCGAUAUGUGUGUGAGAAGAGCUGUUCAUUUUUUAAAAACUUUGAGUCGGGCCCUUGCCUGUUUUCAAGGGUCGGCUAAACUCACCCAUCUGCUGAGUCUCAGCCCAAAGCUUUCAGGAAAGCGAGCUUCGCUGUGGCAUGUAACUUGAAGCCUUGCCUAAGUAGAUGUCCAGUUUGUUCUUGAUUGGUCUCUGUUAACUAGGCCCGUUCAUAAGCUCAGACAUCCUAUGAGGUUUUAAUGUAAUUUAACCAAUAAAUUGAAAUUUCCUUUACAACCCUCUCUUUCCCCCAGACUUCCCCUUCCUUUCUUUUUCUUUGACUUCCUUCAAAAUAGUGCUGGCUAGGAGAAAUUAGUUGACGGUGUAGUGUGUAUCAAGAGGACUUUUCCAGGUUAUGUAGUACAAUUUGUGUGGCAUUUAUUUGUCAAGAGUAACAUUUUCUAAAAUUUUCCCCAAAGGCACCAAGAAACUGAUAAUGUUCCUUUGAACUGGCUUCUGUAUUUGCUUCAUCAAUGUCUCUCAUACUGAAUAUCUUAAGAGAGAUGCUGGAAUAUUUUGGCGUUCCUGUAGACCAGGUUUUGCUGAUUUGGGAAAAUAAAGACUAUGGAUCAACUAGGAGUAUUGUUCGUAUCAUUGGGAAAAUGCUUCCAUUAGAACCUUGUCGAAGACCUAAUUUUGAAUUGAUCCCGCUCUUGAACUCUGUAGACUCUGAAAAUUGUGGAUCUGUGGUUCCUUCUUUUGCUGAUAUUUUGUAUGUGGCAAAUGAUGAAGAAGCCAGUUAUCUCAGAUUUCGAAAUAGUAUAUGGAAAAAUGAAGAAGAGAAGGUGGAAAUUUUUCAUCCUUUGCAACUAGUUCGGGAUCCACUGUCACCUGCUGUAAGACAGAAAGAAACAGUGAAAAAUGAUAUGCCUGUAAAUGAAGCUGCAAUUAAAAAAAUAGCUGCCCUUGAAAAUGAGCUGACUUUUCUUCGCUCUCAGAUUGCAGCAAUUGUGGAAAUGCAGGAACUGAAAAACAGUGCAAAUUCUAGUUCCUUUGGCUUGAAUGACAAGCCCAUUAGUUUGGGCCAGUUGUCAUCAUCGCGGGCUGCCCGUCUGAGUGUGGAGCCGGAUCAGUUUCCAAGUUCAGUGCUUUCUUCUCCUCCUCCUCCACCACCACUUCCUCCUCAGUUUUCAUCUCUCCAGCCACUGUGUUUUCCUCCCAUACAACCAAGAUCUAGUAAUAUUUGUGACUCAGAUAAUCCAGCUACUGAAAUGAACAAACAGAACCUGGCUGCUAAUAAGACCAAUUAUAGUCAUCAUUCAAAAAGCCAGAGAAAUAAAGAUAUUCCAAACAUGUUGGACGUUCUGAAGGAUAUGAAUAAGGUUAAGCUUCGUGCAGUUGAGCGGUCACCUGGCGGUAGACCCAUUCAUAAGAGGAAAAGACAGAAUUCACAUUGGGAUCCAGUUUCUUUAAUAUCUCAUGCACUUAAGCAGAAAUUUGCAUUUCAAGAAGAUGAUUCUUUUGAGAAAGAGAAUAGAUCUUGGGAAUCUUCCCCAUUUUCUAGUCCAGAAACUUCAAGGUUUGGACAUCACAUUUCACAGUCAGAAGGACAGCGAACUAAAGAAGAAAUGGUCAACACAAAAGCUGUUGACCAAGGUAUCAGCAAUACAAGCCUUCUAAACUCAAGGAUUUAAACUCAACUUAAGGUUGAGCCUUAGACUUCUAAAACUUCUUCCUGGAUGAUAAAUUAUUCUUAGAAACUGAUUUGGACUGUUAAAGGCUAAAAGUAGAUGUAUUUAAAGACUUUUCUUGACACAUUUUGCCUACACUUGCUAUGUAAAUACCUAUGCCUGUCAUUUUUGUUUCCUUUGUUCCUUUCUACAUUUACACUCUGUUCUUCUGUACAUAGAGCUUAAAAUAAACAUUCCUUUUGAACUUG
Messenger RNA from Macaca mulatta (Rhesus monkey), 5704 nucleotides. The record is from RefSeq and is a predicted model, not a curated record. NCBI's taxonomy places the organism in Eukaryota, Metazoa, Chordata, Mammalia, Primates, Cercopithecidae.